AUGGCAAGACAAGCUAAGGGUAAGAAAGUGGGCGUUCGAGCUCCGGUGAAGGUGAGAAGGCCGGCGGUGGCUGAAUCUGGUGAAGCCUCUGGAAUCAAAUCGGGUCUUGGUACUGAGUUAGGGCUUUGCACUCCGAUAAGAGGUGCUAAUUCUUCUUCUGAUUCCUUGUCUAAUAAGGCUAAUCUGAUGGUAGAAGAGAUGUGUAAUCGAAAGAUUGUUGAAUCAGGUAGUCAAUUAGAAAGGAAGCAUGAGGAAUUAGGGUGCAAGACUGGUGACCCUAACUGGUCCAAAUAUCCUGAUAAAAUUCGUACAGUUCAUGUUAAACUUGACUAUGUUGAUCCCCAAUGGCUGUUAGGGUUCCUAAAGCAGUCCAGAAACCUGCUCAACCUGAUACAGUGGCUGUUAAGGGCUCUUAAAGCAGUCCAGAACCCUGUUCAACCUGAUACAGCGACUGUAUCAGCACCUGAUAAGGGUGAGGAGGGUGUCAUCAAGGGGAACCAGGUGAAAGCUGAGCAAUAUAAUGGUAAUCCGGUUACUGAUUACAGAAUUUGGACUAGGAAGGAGGGGAAGCAGGCUGCUAUUACAGGGACUAUCCCUAUAAAUAAUAUCAUCGUUUGGAAUAUAAGGGGUUUGCAUAGUCCCCUGAAAGAAAGAGAGCUAAAACAAUUAGUCUCAUCAACCUAUGCAAGUAUAAUUGGAGUGGUAGAAGUAAAGAUGAAAGAUGAAAAGUUAGCAGAGUAUAUGAAAUGUCAUUGGACAGAAUAUGAAAUUCAAGUUGUAUAUGGUGCCAAUACGAAGUGUGAAAGAACCAUCUUGUUGAAUCAGUUGCAGCAGGUGGGGCAAGGGAUAAAAGAGGUGUGGAUUAUGGCAGGUGAUUUUAAUUCUGUGGUAAAUUCAGAAGAGAAUUUGGGGGGCUUGCCUGUGACUCUUGCAGAUAUAGGUGAGUUCAAGAUGACAAUUGAUGAAUGCAACUUGUGGUAG
Messenger RNA from Oldenlandia corymbosa var. corymbosa, 981 nucleotides. Lineage: Eukaryota; Viridiplantae; Streptophyta; Magnoliopsida; Gentianales; Rubiaceae. The record is from the annotation of a GenBank genome assembly.